AUGAUACCUUCUCAUCCCAUCAUCACACCGUCUCAUGCCAUUGACCUUACCUCACAACAAUUCCCGAACUUGCACUUCACCACCAUUUCUCCACCACUCUUACCCACCCCGGUUGUUUCCCACCCCGGUCCUCUUCCCCCUCCGUCUUCCUCCUUCCUCUCACACGCGUUCGAUUCCCACCAGGGCAGCACAGCAGCGCGCGUGGUGUCGCUGGCGGGGGUGCGAGGCACAGCCAUGGCGGCAGGGCUGUCUGCGAAGGCUGGAAGGUCGACAGCAACUCGUUUUGAGACGUCGCAUAACAAAUUCAUUAUCACAUGUCCCUCCCCUUCCGAUUCCCUCCAGGGCAGCACAGCAGCGCGCCUGGUGUCGCUGGCGGGGGUGCGCGGCACAGCCCUGGCGGCAGGGCUGUCUGUCAAGGCGCUGUGGGUGCUCGACGGCCACUUGCAUGGCGGCUCCUCCUUCUCCUCGCUCUUUUCUCUGCAGUAUGACCAACGGUUUUCUGUCGACGAUGUGACCACGGCAUGUGUAGUGGACGUGCUGGAACAGGCGCAGCAACUCUCGCUUUCGUACAAAGAGACCCACCUCUGCUGGUCGGCUGCUGACCUGGCAUCCAGCCUGCAGGCGUUCCGUCCAGCUCAGCACAUCCUCCGCCAGCUGGCGGCAGAGGACCUGCCACCUGUGCAGCAAUCCACCGCAGUCUUCCUCGAGGAUAUUUCUCUAGACUCCUGCCCCACGAACCGAACCCCUUCUCUCCUGCACGGCACCAACGGCCAUAUUCUUCCCUUCUUCCCCACCCCCCUUUCCUUCCCCCAUCAGGACACCCCUCUAGACACCUGCCCCGGCUGCCCCGCCAACCUCUCCCUCCUUGUCCCCCCUUCCUGCACCAACUGCCGCACCCUCCCCUUCUCCCACUCCCUCUCCUCCUGCGCCGCCCGCCGCAUCGCCUACGCCGCCCUGCGCCGCCCGGACCGCGACUUCACUGUGGCUGCUACAGUGCCGGCUGCCGCCCUGGCUGCGGCCGGCAUGUUCCACGAGUCAAGGGCGCCACUGAUGCUGCAGGCAACGCGAAGGAGGGGGGAGUUGGGGUGCGGAACAGGGGCGUGGUGGGGGGGAUGGGCGGGGGGGAGUAUCUGGGGAGAGGUUCGGGGAGCGGGGGGCAUGUGGGGAGGGCGUGGCAGGGGAAGGGGGUGGAAGAAGUGGGGGAGGAGGAGUGGGUGGUGGGGCGGUGUGCUUGGAGGGAGGCAAUGGGGGAGCGGUGGAAUGGAGAGUUUGUGGUGGUGGAAGUGGGUUCUUGGGGGACCAGCAAGAAGGGAGCUGUGUGCUCAGCUAGAGAUCGUGGAGUUCCUCGCGCUGGCCCACGCGCCCUCGCUCUUUUUCGCCCUCCACGAUUCCCCCGAGGCCCGCCUUCUCACAGCCUUCGCCACUGCUGUGAGGGGUCCCCUCGGCCUCCCCCCUGCUGCUGUGGAGCCGGCUGUCUGCCCCUCGCCCGUGCUGCCGCCGCUCGCUAGCCUGCGGUUUGCACAGCAGAUGAUCAUGGACGGUGAGAGAUGGACGAUUCAGAAGGUGGCGUCAACGAGCUGGAAAAUGUGGAUGCGCAGCGAGCGGGGAUUUAAGCACAUCUCCUCCUACUUCCACACUCACCACGCGGGGGUGAACGGGCUCACGCUCAUGCGGCGAGAGAUGGGAGAGGACGACGUCAUGUUCCACAUGACUCGGCGCGACCUGGUGAAGGUGGUGUUUGUGCGCAACCCGUUGCCACGGUUGUUGUCCGCGUAUGGGGACAAGCUGGCUAAUGGUGGGGAGAGCCGCAACGUCAGCAUGUGGAACGAGGUGGGUUUCUGGGUUGCCGCUUUGCUUGAACGGGUUGCUGCGCUGGUCUGUGUCGAAAGACUGCCUGCGUACGCCUUACAUGCCUCUCUCCUUGUGAUUACCGUGCAGCUGUUGUUGGGCCAUGAGCGCUUGAAGCGCCACGGGUUCGCGGUGAACAGCACUACACAGCUGUGCGGACUGGACAUGAUCAAAUACAACAUUGCUGGCAAAUACGAAACUCUGCAAGAGGACAUGCUACAGGUGGUGAGCAGGCUGAACCGGUCGACGGAAAACGCGAUGAAGAUUAUCAAGCUGGGAUCUGAGUUCCACAAAACAAGGGCGGAGCAGCGCAUGCGUGCAGCGUAUGAUAAGGACACUAUCAAGAUUGUGGAGUCAGCAUAUGCUGCUGAUUUUGAUAUUGCAUUGAAUAACAUUAGUUACAGUGUUCCUGAUGUUCUUCAAGAUAUUGGAGUAGCUGAUGCUCCUGUAAAAGUGAAUGGACUAGAUGUCAUUUGA
Molecule: messenger RNA, 2325 nt
Organism: Closterium sp. NIES-65
Lineage: Eukaryota; Viridiplantae; Streptophyta; Zygnematophyceae; Desmidiales; Closteriaceae
Source: the annotation of a GenBank genome assembly